AUGAUGACCGAAGCAACUUGGGAUAAACAUCUGGCUGAACUAGAGUUGAUGCUGAACACUGCAAUAAAUCAAACUAUUGGAGUUAGUCCUUUCUAUGCAUUAUACGGAUUCGAUGCAGUGAUUCGAGAUGGUCUACUAGAUACACUCACUACACUAACUCCAGCAUAUCAGAAACCAGCAGAAAUCCAGCAACAAAUACGCAAAGACAUAGCAGAAAAGCAAGCCCAGUGGAAGGAACGGCAUGACAAACACCGUAAAAACCAAACUUUAUGUGUAGGGGAAAUUGUCUACCUACGACGACCCCCGGUGUCCACCGGUACAUCAACUAAGUUGCAGCCCAAGUACCGGGGACCAAUGAUAGUGACUGCUGUAUGUGCUGGCGACACUUAUAAAAUUGCAGAUCUAUAUCAUGAAGGAAAACAAUUAUAUGCUACUACAGCACACAUUAGUGCCCUGAAGCGCUUCGCUACGGAUCAAGGAGAAGGCAGUGAAUCAGAACAAUCCGACCAAGAGGGGCAGGACAGUGACGGUUCGGAAAAGCAAGCAGUAACCACAACGAUGGCUGAGCCAGUGAGAUCUGACUCUUUGGUACCAUCUGCAGCGGACACUAAUUCUAGUCAAAGAACCUCCAGUCGCAAGAUUAAGAGACCUAUCUACUUAAAAGAUUAUACUAAUUAA
Molecule: messenger RNA, 678 nt
Organism: Macrosiphum euphorbiae (potato aphid)
Lineage: Eukaryota; Metazoa; Arthropoda; Insecta; Hemiptera; Aphididae
Source: the annotation of a GenBank genome assembly